Molecule: messenger RNA, 3855 nt
Organism: Tricharina praecox
Lineage: Eukaryota; Fungi; Ascomycota; Pezizomycetes; Pezizales; Pyronemataceae
Exons: 3
Coding region: 475-3594 (1039 amino acids)
Biological process (GO): positive regulation of TOR signaling
Molecular function (GO): protein binding
Source: RefSeq, a predicted model, not a curated record
CUGUGUCACCAUAACGCUCCCGUGCAACGUCGGAUGCUUUGGUUAUCAAUCAAUCGAUCAUAUCAUAUCGAUCAUCGCUAAUCUGGUCGAUAGUACCCGCGGGCCGCGGCCUCCCACAGACAACGAUCGCUCCGACCGUCCCAUGGUGAUGAUCUUCAGCCUCACUCCAUCUAUCGCUCCGUUAUCUGCCCUACCCUUCAUCAGGGCUCAUUCGGCAAUCAUCACCGCCAACAGGAAGCACACCGAUUAGCUAUCGCACCCAUAGGUAGGUCCCAUUCGCUAGUGUCAUCGACUACCGAUAGUAACAGCCCAAUCCCCCGUUAAAAAUUAAAAAAGCGCAUCCACCACGAUCAGCCAGAAAAACGCCCCCGCCGCGCCGCCGCCGCAGCUUACGUACAUAGGGAAUCUAUGGAAGCUCUCCGCCUCCGCCGACAAGCCAUAUCCACGCCCUCAUCCUUCGAAUGACAAUCCCCGAUGGCCGACAGCCACUACGCGCAGUACGAACACGCUCUGCUGUCCGCCAACUCGAGCCAACCCCCGCAGCAGCAGCACCAGUCACGUCGCGCCGUCUUCGCUCGACUCACCCAGCCCUUCGUCGGCACCAGUCGCCCGCCUAGCUCCUCGGGGAACAACAGCGGGCUUACGGGCGCGGGCGGUGGUAGUGGCCCCACGAGUGUGACGAAUGCUCCGAACCUUACGGUACCCCGCAACCUACGCUACAACCUCGGCUCGGCGAUCCUAGCGCUCUCCACCAACGACGAAGACCGCAUCGUAGUAGCCGGUCGCGAGAUCCUACGCGUCCUCCGCGUCGGCACCAACGAGAUCACCGAAGAGGCGAACCUCCGACUCCCCGGCGAACAAAAACGACAUUUCCAGUAUGACGUCAAGUGGGGGACGAUCCACCAGAAGAACAUCAUUGCGACGGCGGGGACAAACGGCACUAUCUGUCUAUACGAUGUCAAGCAGGGGAAGCUGGAUCGCAUGCUCAGGGAACAUGUUCGGCAGGUCCAUCGGCUAGCGUUCAACCAGGCGAAUGGAAAUCUGCUGCUCAGCGCGAGCCAGGAUGGGACCAUCAAGUUGUGGGACCUCAGGGAGAACAAGAGCAGAUUUACAUUUGUGGGGAAGUCGGACGCUGUGAGGGAUGUCCAGUUUAAUGCUGCGAAUGCUACCGAGUUUGCAGCCGCUUUCGAUAGUGGUGCCAUACAGCGUUGGGAUUACAGGAAGGAAUCGAUAUACGAGCGCAAGAUCAAUGCGCAUAACGGACCGGCAUUUACGGUCGACUGGCAUCCCGACGGAAGGCACUGCGCAAGUGGCGGAAGAGAUCGCACAGUAAAGAUAUGGGACUUCAAUGCUGAUCCACGGCGGAAACCGAAGCACGAGCUCACUACGAUGGCAUCCGUGAGUCGCAUCGCAUGGAGACCAUCGCGAAAUAACAAGAACGACACGACACAGCUGGCUACUUGUGCCAUCAAUAAUGAUCACCGGAUGCAAUUGUGGGACUUCAAGCGGCCCUAUAUUCCCUCCAGAAUCAUGGACGUACACGACAAUGCGACUACGGGGAUAUUGUGGAAGGAUGAGGAUAUAUUAUGGUCUUGCGCCAAGGACUGUACCUUGGUCCAGACCUAUGUUCCUUCUGCGCCACAGCCCAUCGAUUCUCUGACACACAGUGCCAUAUCGUGGGCUCCGGACGGGGAAUUCACGUUUGCGGGACAGCGGCGGGCAAGGAGUCGAUUCCACACAGUUGGGGGGCGAGCCGACUUCGACGAGGAUACAUUACGGGAGGACCGCCGAAGUCAUGGUCGCAGUAGCUCGUUCAGGUCGUCUCGACCUUCGCUAAAUGCGCUCAACGUAUUCGACACAACACUCGAUAAAUUCAUGCCAUCUCAGUCUGCCGCACGGGUCUCGAUUCCGAGCCUGUUCGAUAAAGAGGCGUUUGUUUAUUUCGCGGAAAAAUACAUCAUCGAUCUCGACGGCGUCGCGGGAGGAAAGAAGAUGACGCUCCUCCAGGCUUGCGAUUGGAACGCGCGGGUGGCAUUCCGGGCACAGAAUCAUCGUACAGCAACAACGUGGAAGAUGAUACAGAAGAUUAUCGCUUCGGAGGACGAGGAAGCAGCUGAAAAAAGGAAAUUCCAACGGGCUGAAAGUGUUUCCUCGGCCCAGCAUCCUACCGGUUUGGUCGCGAGGAGGGCGCUCGGUCUCGGCGGUGACAACUCGGCGAGUGCGUCUGGAGGCGCCACACCAUUGGCACCACCAUCACCGGCGAGUGCUCCUACACCAACACCUGCGAAGCACGAGUCGAUGGGCGAACAGCUUCUUCGGCUUCCUCCUUCGGCGUUUGGGAGAAGCCCUUCCAGCUCCACUAUCUCCACCGAUGGUGAAGAAUAUGCAGUGACUGAGAAAGUUGUCCCGGCGUUGGCUCCAAUCCACCCUGACAGCGACGCUCCAAAUGUCAGUCCGAGCAGCAGUAAAGUUCGACCAAACCUUACUGUUGAUACUGGCGCCAGCAACCACACAAAAGCCCAUGACAUGGGCACUUCAGCGCAGCCCGGUGGUGAAUCAAAGGCCAAUGCCAACGGCAGCGCCCACCACUCUAUCGACGAAAAUCACAACCUUCCCCUAUUCACUGCGACCUCUGAGCGCUCCGACCCUCUCGGUGUUCACAGCCCUGCGCAGAAAGGAACUGCUCACGUCGACAUCAACAACCCCGCCAACGCCAAGAGCAACGGCAAAAACGAUCAGUCAACUUCACACCCUUACUCGGCCACGACCCACACCGAUACUUCGUUCAACGGCUCACAAAGCUUGCAGCGGCAGUUCUCGCUCGUGAGUGAGCAGACAUCGAGCAGCUACGGUGUCCUCGAAUCGACACGUAGCGACAUGUCAGACUCGGAGUCACCGAAUCACGCCAAUACCACCCAUCCAAACAUCUCUAACAACUCUCUCCCACCUAUCACCGAGGAAAUGAACGCAUCCACGAUCCUCUCUCCUUACUCGGCUCAGCAACCGCAGUCUGUCCCUCAACUGCGCAUGCCAGUCCCCAGUACUCAGACCAGCGUUUCCACCGCAGACGACGAGAAGCCCUGGUCAUCACGGCACAUGGUCGAGCAAUUCCUCGCGUACUCCACCGAAACCGGCGACGUCCAGACAGCGGCGGUACUAAUCCUCCUGCUCCACCGACGGAUGCUGUUCUCGGCGCACAUUGUUGAAGAAGUCCUCGACGGCUACCUUUCGCUGCUCACGCAGAUGCGCUACUUCUCGGUCGCAGCUCUCGUCCGCAAGCUCGCGCCCUCCGAGGUUGUCCGCAUGUCCGGACAGUUCAACGUCGACGUCGAUCUUAGCUGCGGCGAGUGCGGGCGCGCCGUGGGUGGCCGCGGCGGUGGCUGGUGCAUGAAAUGUGCGGGCCGCGGAGGCGCGGCGUGUGUAAUCUGUGGCGAGCUCGGGAAGGAGCGGCGCUGGACCGUGUGUGGUGUCUGUGGCCAUGGCGGGUGCGAGGGCUGUCUGAGGGGCUGGUUCGUCGGCGAGGAUGCAGAGCGUGAGGAGGGCAUGGAGAGGUGUCCGGCUGUGGGUUGUGGUUGUGCGUGUUUACCCAGGUAGUUGGUUGGUGGUGGGAAGUGGUGGGAAGUUUUGGGAAGUUGUGCGUGUAGGUAGGUGUGCUUUCUGCGCGCAGGUUGGUUAGAGGCGUUGAGGUGCUAGGCUGCUUUUUGGGUUGCUUUGGUUAUUGCUUUGUGAUUCAUUCGCGUGGGAGGCUAGUUAGCUGUAGUCUGUAGAGGGAAGAGGGAGGGUCAUGAUUAUGAUUGCUUGCCCAGGUGGUUAAUGAGAAAAAAGGCCAUCCCAAUUCAGUUCGUUUCGUUCCGU